Molecule: messenger RNA, 1245 nt
Organism: Mauremys mutica (yellowpond turtle)
Lineage: Eukaryota; Metazoa; Chordata; Testudines; Geoemydidae
Gene: PMM2
Product: phosphomannomutase 2
Exons: 8
Coding region: 117-863 (248 amino acids)
Biological process (GO): protein N-linked glycosylation; mannose metabolic process; GDP-mannose biosynthetic process
Cellular component (GO): cytosol
Molecular function (GO): phosphomannomutase activity
Source: RefSeq, a predicted model, not a curated record
GCGCCUUUCGCGGGAGCCGUUUGGGUUCCCGGCAUCCCCCGCGGCGGGGUCGCGCAGAGCCGGAAGCGAGCGCAGCGCCCGGCUGGCCAGACUGAGCCACCUCAUUCAUCCGCAGCAUGGCGGCGCCGGGCGGCAGCGUCCUGUGCCUCUUCGAUGUGGACGGGACCCUGACCGCCCCCAGGCAGAAAAUCACAGCAGAAAUGGCAGAUUUUCUGCAGAAGCUGCGGAAGAAGGUGAGAGUUGGAGUUGUAGGUGGUUCAGACUUUGACAAAGUUCAAGAGCAGCUGGGAGACGAUGUGGUUGAAAAAUUUGACUACGUCUUUCCAGAAAAUGGUCUUGUAGCAUACAAAGAUGGGAAAUUUUUGUGCAAGCAGAGCAUUCAGAGUCACAUGGGUGAGGACCUGCUCCAAGAUCUAAUCAACUAUUGUCUGAGUUACAUUGCAAAGAUUAAACUGCCGAAGAAAAGGGGUACUUUUAUUGAGUUCCGAAAUGGGAUGCUGAAUGUCUCCCCUGUUGGGAGAAGCUGCAGCCAGGAAGAGCGAAUUGAGUUCUAUGAACUUGAUAAAAGGGAACAUAUAAGAGAGAAAUUUGUAGCUGAUUUACAAAGAGAAUUUGCAGGAAAAGGCCUCACAUUUUCUAUAGGGGGGCAGAUAAGCUUUGAUGUAUUCCCAAAUGGCUGGGAUAAGACAUACUGCUUAGGAAUUGCCUGCAACGAUGGAUACAAGACUGUCUAUUUCUUUGGAGAUAAGACCAUGCCAGGUGGAAAUGAUUAUGAAAUCUACACAGACUCCCGAACAGUAGGCCACAGUGUCACAUCACCAGAGGACACAAGAAGAAUCUGUGAAGAGCUCUUUUUUAAAUAAAUGACUGUUCCCCUUUAGAUCUGACAGCAGCCAAACACUCUGUUCAGCUAAAGUCAAGAAGAAAUACCAAUCCCUUCAAACAUGAAAUAUUUCACUUCUUUCCAGUGGUGUUUUUUCUUAAUGGUUCACAAACAGCAAAUGUACUGUUAAUCAUACAUCACUAGUGAGAAUUCAAUGUUGAUUUGUCAAGUAUAGCAAAAUUUGUUUAGGAACAACUCUUUUGUAUUCCUGUAGACACAAGUUUAAUUCAGUUAUGUACUGAAGUCUUUUUAAAAAUGAAUUAUCUAACUAGGAUAAGUAGAUUCAGCUGUUUUUUCUCUGAAGUGGUACAUUGGGGAACAUAAUUGAAAACUCCUACAACUAGACAUUUUUGGCUCAAAUU